Molecule: messenger RNA, 540 nt
Organism: Centruroides sculpturatus (bark scorpion)
Lineage: Eukaryota; Metazoa; Arthropoda; Arachnida; Scorpiones; Buthidae
Product: astacin-like metalloprotease toxin 4
Exons: 4
Coding region: 1-540 (179 amino acids)
Biological process (GO): proteolysis
Molecular function (GO): metalloendopeptidase activity; zinc ion binding
Source: RefSeq, a predicted model, not a curated record
AUGGCGAGAGUUAAUGCAGUACCAGGAACAAUCAGGACUGAACCUUACAGAAAGAAAGAUUUAUUGGAAGAAGAUGGAGGGGUUUACAGGCUUCAAUGUACGUGUGGAGUACCAUGCUACUCUAACGUUGGUAGAACUGGUAGAGCGCAACCAUUAUCAUUAGGAUACGGAUGCUAUUUUCCAGGAACCAUGGCUCACGAAUUGGGUCACGCCAUAGGAUUUUAUCACGAACAUAACAGAUCCGAUAGAGACGAUUAUCUCAAUAUAUUCUGGAUAAAUAUCAUGCAAAAUAUGAAACCUCAAUUUAAGAAACUAUUUCCAACUGAAAAUGUAUUGUACGACGAAUUUAAUUAUCGGUCUAUAAUGUUAUACGGAGAAACUGCAUUCAGUAAAAAUCCGAUAAAAUUCAAGACGAUGGUUGCCAAAAAAGAAGACGUGACUCUUCGUGACGUGCACGAUAAACAAGGUCCGGACGAAAGCGAUUAUUAUAGAAUAAAUAAGAUCUGUUUCAUUCCUACAAAUAAAUAUAAAUACACAUAA